Messenger RNA from Paraglomus brasilianum, 612 nucleotides. NCBI's taxonomy places the organism in Eukaryota, Fungi, Glomeromycota, Glomeromycetes, Paraglomerales, Paraglomeraceae. The record is from the annotation of a GenBank genome assembly.
AUGUGGUAUGCUAAAGUAUAUGACCCAUUAACUGCGGGUAGUAUCGAUGGUACCGAUACCAUAGCUCACGACCACGCCGUUCAGAGAGCACAGGAAGCUGUCUACAAACCGCCCAGCACAAAAAAUCCCAAUAUCACAAACGACCCGAUUAAUACAAUUUUCGUUGGAAGACUCAAUCCUCAAACAACAGAGGGCGAGUAUACCCUACGCGAAAUAUUUGAGAGGUUUGGAGCAAUCAAAAAGCUUCUGACUGGUGACUCGAGAGGAUAUGCAUUCAUCGAAUACACUCACGAGAAGUCAUGUCAAGAUGCGUACAAGAAUGCGAAUAGAAUGACACUUGAUGAUAAACAAAUCCUUGUUGAUUACGAGAGAAGUCAUAUGAUGCAAGGUUGGGUUCCAAGGAGAUUAGGAGGAGGAUUUGGUGGCCGGAAAGAAUCGGGCCAGCUACGAUUUGGAGCCAGAGACAGACCGUUUAAACGACCCUUCGUUAUGAUGAUUGCUGGCGACGAGACUUUCUUCAAUCGUCGAAUCAGUCGCACAACCAAUCCACCCGGUCAGUCUUCCAACAAGCGACCGCCUCUCACUUCUCGUCUAUCUCGACCAAUUCUAUAA